Messenger RNA from Sinocyclocheilus anshuiensis, 2633 nucleotides. RefSeq names its product Fanconi anemia group D2 protein-like. Lineage: Eukaryota; Metazoa; Chordata; Actinopteri; Cypriniformes; Cyprinidae. The record is from RefSeq and is a predicted model, not a curated record. Gene Ontology annotation, biological process: interstrand cross-link repair; homologous chromosome pairing at meiosis; double-strand break repair involved in meiotic recombination. Gene Ontology annotation, molecular function: DNA polymerase binding. The transcript is spliced from 26 exons. The annotation marks the transcript as partial. Gene Ontology annotation, cellular component: nucleus; condensed chromosome.
AAGCUUUGUGUGACAGACUGAUGUUUUAGCCUGUUGAAGGAAGCAUACAUUUUAUGCUCACGUCUAAACUUAACCAGCAUUUAUUAGUAUCACAUCAAAAUUACAAACGUUUAAGAUCAGCAUCGCGGGGAGUAACGUUAAGGUCAUAUCCGUUAUUUAUCAUUUCCAUCUGAUCUGAGUUAAAGAUGAUGCGUAAAAAGAAGCGCUCAUCCAUCACAGUCGAUGACGAUUCCACACUUGACGUUCCUAAAUCAAAAAAGACCAAGAGCAGUGGACGACCAACAAAGUCUUCAUUACAGGACUCAUACCCGGACUCAGUUUUUGUUCAGUUUCUGAAGGAAUCUGGUGUCACUUUGACAGCUGGCAGUACAGCUAAUGAAAUUGCUGUAGACCAAGUAAUAUUUCAAAAGCGGCUCCAGCAGCAUCUAAGAAAGCAUCCCAGAUUCCCCAAUAUAAUUCAGGAGUUUAUAUCUGCACUGGAAACAUACAUUGAAGACCCAGAGAGAUUCAGAAACUGCCUGCUGCCUUGCGUGCCAUCAUCCACUUCACAGCAGGAUACCAAUUCUGGCUCCUAUCAGGAAAGUCUUGUACGCCUGUUGCUUGGAAUAGAGAUGCUACAGACCCAGGUCAUAAACACUUUGUUCGAAAAGCUUCCAGAAUUCAUGUUUGAGGGUGUGAGCGAGGAUGGCCUCAAUGUUCCCCGUCUCAUAAUAAACCAGUUGAAGUGGCUGGACCGAAUUGUAGAUGGCAAGGAUUUGAGCAGUAAGCUGAUGCAGAUGGUGUCUGUGGCUCCGGUGGAGAUCCAGCGGGACAUUAUUACCAGCCUGCCUGAAAUCCUGGAGGAUUCCCAGCAUGGAGAUAUGGCCAAAGAGCUAAAUGGUUUACUUCAGCAAAACACUCAACUCCCUGUGCCUAUAUUGGAUGCUUUAUCCAGUUUGAAUCUGAGCUCUGCGUUACUGUCAGAGGUGCGCGAGGUAGUAAUGGGAACUCUCUCUGCUGUGCAGUUAGAGGAUCUUCCUGUUGUAGUCAAGUUCAUCUUACACUCCAUCUCUGCAUCUGAUGCUAAUGAGGUGGUGUGUGACCUGCGUAAAAAGCUGGAGUUGGAGCAGUGUGUUUUGCCAGCAGUGUUGCAGGCUUCCCAGAGUCGUAUGAAAAGCAAAGCCAUGUCAGGGUCCUCCAGGGUCCCAUCAUGCAACAAUGGUCAGGACAGUGUGGCUUUGGUUUUGGAGGUCAUUAAGUCAGCUAUCCGAUUUCAGAAGACCAUCUCAGAGGCUUGGCUAAAAGCAAUAGAGAAUGUUGAUGAGUCAGACGACCAUAAGGUGGUUGACCUGUUGGUGCUGUUCAUCCUUCACUCCACUAAUGCAAACCACAGCCGGCGUGGGGCGGAGAGAGUGCUCAAAGUCAAAGUUCGCAAGGGUCUGAUUCAGGAAAACCUCUUGCAGAAGACCUUUAAGGGUCAUGCUCAGGUUAUGCGGGGUUAUUUCCCAUCAAUUCUGGCUCUAGCUCAGGGACUCUUGCGUUCUCCAGACUGCUUUGUGGUGCCUUUCGGAGGUCACAUGUACAAACAGGCCUUCACUGCCUUUGACUCCUACUGUCAGCAGGAGGUGGUGGGCUCUCUGGUCACACACGCAUGCAGUGGUGUGAGUGGUGAAGUGGAUGUGGCUCUUGAGCUGCUCUGUGAGCUGGUAUCUCAGAAGCCUGCAGAAAUGAGCCAGUUCACUGUUUUUGUUAAGGGUAUUCUGGACUACAUGGACAACCUGACCUCACAGCAGAUCAGACGACUCUUCCACCUGCUCAGCUGCCUGGCAUUUGGACAGGAGCAGCACGGAGGACACAUCCAGGAUGACAUGCACAUCGUCAUCCGUAAGCAGCUGUCUAGCACGGUGCCCAAGUACAAACGUAUUGGUAUUAUUGGUGCAGUCAUGAUGGUGGGCAGUAUGGGGGCCUGCAGAAAUAAACCUGAUGGCUCUCAGGGUGGCACACUGCCCAAAGAGACACACAGACAGGUGAUGGCUCUGUUGGAGCUGGUACGCUCAUGCAGUGAGAGUUCCCCUGAAGCUGCCGCUCUCUAUUACGAUGAGCUGGCCAACCUGCUGCAGACCUGCAAACUGGACCCUCUAGUUCAGGCAUGGAUCGGGAAGAGUGUGCUAGAGGAUUUUCAGGAAGACUUUAUUGUAGACCUUGGACCAGAUUUAUCAGGCCCGUUUGUGUUUCCUGCCUCUGUGAUGCAUAAUUUGGACGAGGAUGAGAGUCAAGGGGGAAUCGCCAUCAAUCUACUGCCACUUAUGACUCAAGACCAGCAGCUCAAAACAGACACAACCCAACCAGCUGGAGUCAAGAAAGAGAGGCGCGCGUCUCCUUUGUGUCUGUCCUCAUUUUUCCGCCUGCUGAGGUUGUGUGAGGAGGUGCAGCACCAGGGUGAUCUGGAGGAGAUUGAUGCUCUGCUAGGCUGUCCUUUGAUUCUGACUGAUAUGGAGGUGGUGGAGAAGGUGGAGAGUCUGUCUAAGGCUGAGAGAGAGUUCCUCUGUUCUCUGCUCUUUUACACCAUCAACUGGUUCAGAGAGACGGUGAAUGCUUUUUGCAAGCAGAAUGAUCCUGAGAUGAAAAUGAAGGUUGUAACUCGUAUUCAGAAU